This is a messenger RNA of Belonocnema kinseyi, 813 nucleotides long. RefSeq lists its product as uncharacterized. Bases 1 to 813 code for a protein of 270 amino acids. NCBI's taxonomy places the organism in Eukaryota, Metazoa, Arthropoda, Insecta, Hymenoptera, Cynipidae. The record is from RefSeq and is a predicted model, not a curated record. Gene Ontology annotation, biological process: DNA integration. The transcript has a single exon. Gene Ontology annotation, molecular function: nucleic acid binding.
AUGGACAUCGUUGGACCGCUUCCCGAAGGUAACGGAUUCAGAUACUGUCUGACGAUGAUGGACCGCUUCUCUAGAUGGCCCAAAGCCGUGCGUCUCAAAGAUGUCGAAGCGCUGACAGUGUGUCGAGCUUUUGUAGACCACUGGGUCUCACGCUACGGAGCGCCUGAAACACUAACAACUGACCAACGCAGUCAGUUCGAAUCACAACCCUUCAAGGCACUACUUCAGCUAACUGGCUGCCAACGAAUACGAACAACGGCUUAUCACCCAGCAUCGAAUGGUAUGAUUGAGCGGUGGCAUCGUUGCCUAAAAGCCGCAAUCAUGUGCCACGCGAAUCCGGAUUGGUCGCGAGCUCUCUCAACAGUUUUACUAUGGCUCAGAUCAAACGUCAUGGACGUCGGUUCAUCCCCCGCGGAAUAUCUCUUUGGCACAACCCUACGUAUACCUGGGGAGUUCGUGCUUCCAGACGAGUUCACUCCAAAUCCUCAAAUAUUCUUAGAAGAGUUUCGUGAGCAUAUGCGAUCGGUCAAGCCAGUACCGGUCGGGCAUCACGGCAAGAAACGAGUAUUCUUACAUAAAGACUUAAACUCUUGCUCACACGUUUUCCUUCGAGUCGGAACAGGAAAAAAAUCCCUUGAGCGUCCGUACACCGGCCCACAUAAAGUAAUCAACCGAAACUCAGACCGCGUGUUCGAAAUCCACGUUAACGGAUCGUCACGUCAAGUGUCAGUAGAAAAUGUAAAACCUGCGUACUUCCUCCGGGACGAUAUUACUAAUCACUCAACGACUAAUGUAAACGGAAACGCUACCUAA